This is a messenger RNA of Strongylus vulgaris, 432 nucleotides long. NCBI's taxonomy places the organism in Eukaryota, Metazoa, Nematoda, Chromadorea, Rhabditida, Strongylidae. The record is from the annotation of a GenBank genome assembly.
CAGUGCCCAGCUGCCAGCUGCCCUACUGGAUCAAUGAGAGCAGGUCCCGGAAAUGUAAUUGUUACUUCACUUACGUGUGACGGAGAUGCACAAUGGGUCGAUAGUCAGAACAAUGUGUAUACGUCUGCGCAGUGCGAAGCUCCUCAAUGCUCCGAAACUUAUUGUGAGAAAGGAACACUCACUGGCAAUCCUGAAAGAACAACACUAUCAAUAUUGACAUGUGAUGUUAACGCACAGUGGAUAGAUGGACAAUCGACACCAUAUACAGUUGCUCAGUGCGAAAUUCCAUGUGAUCGUUGCCCUGCCAUUACAAACGACGGGAUGACUUGUCUCACAGGCUUCAAAUGCACUCCAGUGUUGACAAAAACUAGUGGUAAAUACACUGUCCUACAAGCGCUCAACAAUGCCCAGCCAUCUCCUUUCCUGUCGUAA